Capsaspora owczarzaki ATCC 30864 is the source of this 3837-nucleotide messenger RNA. RefSeq lists its product as hypothetical. The coding region runs from base 1 to 3837 and encodes 1278 amino acids. The record is from RefSeq and is a predicted model, not a curated record. Lineage: Eukaryota; Filasterea; Ministeriida; Capsasporidae. The transcript is spliced from 36 exons. Gene Ontology annotation, molecular function: protein binding.
AUGAAGGAACGUCUGUCAGUUACGAGGACCGGCACAUCUCGGCUGCUUCCAGUUGCCCUCUUGCUGGUUUUGGCGCUCCACCAGUCCUCCCUAGUUCUGGCUGAAAAUGCCUGCGACGUUUGUUCUUGCAUCGACACCACCGUCAACAACUGCCUGAACACCAUUACUACCAUUCCUACCAACAUUCCCGUUACCACGACAAUCCUGGACCUGUCCUUCACCGCCAUCACGAUCAUCCCCAAUGGUGCGCUGAAUAGCCUGUCCGCCUUGCAGAGGCUGUCCUUUUACGCAUCUGCCGUUUCGUCCAUCGAGGCAAAUGCCUUCCAGGGCCUCGCCAGUCUCAUCGACCUCGAUCUUUCGGCCAACCUUUUCACCGAGCUUCCAGACCAGGUGUUUUCCUCCCUGACUGCUCUGACGUUCCUCACCAUGACGGCCUCGUUACUCACAACUGUUUCAACCAACACUUUCACUGGGCUCGGAGCACUGACCGAUCUUGACAUGAGCUUUUCGGUGAACCUGGCCACCCUUCAAGGCAGCCCGUUUGCACCACUGUCUUCGUUGAGCAACCUCUUCCUUGACUCAUCCAGCAUCACCACAAUCGAACCGCAAACCUUCGUUGGUCUGUCGUCUCUGCUUCAGCUCCGCAUGCAAAGCAGUCUCGUCACCAGCCUGCCCGAUCUUAGUUUUGCCUCGCUGUCUGCGCUCCAGCAGCUAGAUCUGCGUCGGGGUCAAAUCACUACCAUUUCCGCAAACGCCUUUCAAGGUCUGACAACCCUGACAUACUUGCAUCUUGCCAGGAAUCCGAUCACCUCUCUGCCGGACAAUGUGUUUGCGCCAAUCCCUACCUUGCAAAACCUCUUUUUAGAUAGCACGCAGCUCACCAGCAUUACCAGCAACACUUUCGCCAGUCUGACCCAGCUGCGCACACUGUCGAUGCGCACCAAUCCGCUGACUGCCAUCCCAGCUAACGCAUUCAGCGCGCUCGGUGCCUUGACUUCCUUAGACUUGAGCUCGAAUCAGAUUUCCAGCAUUGACCCCCAGGCGUUUAGCGGCAUGACCAACUUGCAAAGCUUGUCUCUGAAUGGAAAUCCGUUUACAAGCUUGCCCAGCACCGUCUUCAAUGGUCUCGUUUCUCUGAACUUCCUAGCCAUGGGUUUUACUCAACUCGCGAGCAUUCCGGUCAAUCUUUUCAGCGAUCUUGUCAACCUUUUGUCCCUGGCGGCAGGAUCUUCGCCCAUUUCUGCACUUGAGCCUGGCGUGUUUUUCAAUCUUCGAAACCUUCAGACGCUUCUCCUUGGAGGAACCCAAAUCGCUACCAUUCCAGAGAAUGUGUUCUCAGGCCUUGCUUCGCUGACCUACUUGGAUCUGGGCUUUUCUCAAAUCACCGUGCUGCCCGAACACGCAUUUGCCAACCUCACCUUGCUGCAGACACUCUUCUUGGACGGCUCUCCCAUUACCAGCAUUGCCCAGACGGCCUUCGACAAUCUUCCCAGCCUGCAGCUGCUCUCAAUGGCUAGCACUCAACUGACCACGAUCCACUCCAAUGAGUUCUCAAACCUCGGGCUGCUCAACACACUGUACCUGGACUCAAACUCUCUGCUCACGACAAUUGAGCCCAACGCGUUCAUCGGAUUGACUUUGCUGACAACGCUAUCGCUGAAUUUUGACCCAAUCACCAGCUUGCCUGUUGGCGUUCUGACGGGUCUGUCUGCACUGCAUCUGCUGAACUUGGGCGGCACACAAAUCGCCUUUAUCGAACCGAAUGCAUUUGCUGGGCUUGGCGCUUUGCAGAACUUAAUCCUGUCCCUCUCUCCCUUGACGAGCGUCUCUGCCAACACCUGGACUGGAUUGACUUCGCUGACAAACCUGGAGAUGUCUUCGACGCAGUUGACAACGCUUUCGGCAAAUUCUUUCAAUGGCCUUUCUUCGCUUCUGACGCUGUAUCUCUCAAGCAGCCCCAUCGCAACCGUGGCUGAUAACGCAUUCUUCGGCCUGGUGUCUCUCCAAACGCUGUACUUGGACUACACCCAAAUUGCCAGCGUUUCGCCGUACUCGUUUGCUGGGCUGACUGCGCUCCAGUACUUGACUUUGGGCAACACACCUCUCACAGGCCUUCCCGCCAACGUGUUUUCCGACCUCUCCUCUCUGAUCAACCUAGACUUUAGCGGUUCUCAACUCGCCACCCUGUCAAGCCAGGUGUUCCAGGGCUUGAGUCAGCUCCAGAUUCUUCAAUUGGGCGCUACUCGGCUUGUGAGCCUGCCUCCCUACGUGUUCAUGAACCUGCCGAAGCUGAACUAUCUCUCGUUGUCGUAUCUUCUUGCAACAACUCUCCCGUCCAACGUGUUUGCAGGUUUGAGCGAGCUCUUUACGCUUGAACUGGGCAACGCUUACGUUACGAGCCUGCCUGCGGAUGUCUUCCAAAAUCUCCCGUCGCUUUCUUUGCUGUAUCUGAGUUACACCCAGCUGACAAGCGUGCCAAGCGGACUGUUGUCGGAUCUGUCGGCACUCAUCACUGUGUCGCUGGCUGGCAAUACGUUUACCACCUUGCCUCCCGGGUUGUUCCAGGAUCUCACCGCUCUGUCGUUUGUCGACUUUUCGUUCAAUAACUUUACCUUUGCCGGAAACACGAUCGCGCCCCCGAGUACCUUCGGAACUGCCGAGUUCCCCACGCCGUGCCAUCCUUCUGCUACGACGGCUAUGUCAAGUCGAACGGAGCGUGCGUCCCGCAGCCCACGUCCUCGUCGGCGUGCCCGCCUCGACCCAGCCCACACGCCUGGUUGCAAACCCAAGCAUCUUGUCAUUGAGCGUUUCAACACGAUGAAAUCGCUGAAAACCAACUUGCUCGGCUUGCCAUCAGGAGACCACGGCUCGAUGAAAUCGGUUGCGAUUGACGACGGUCGUCUGUUGUUGACCACCAAGGCGAAAGGCAACUCGUUUUGGGCCACCACGUUGGCGGCUCCUAACGCCUGCUUUGAUGGCUCCAAGCACGACUACAUCCGUCUUCGCGUCACUGCCCCGGCUCAGGCUCGUAUUAGCCUCGAGUUGCAAGCCAAGACCAAGGAUUGCCACACAGUCACCGGCUCUCCCGCAUCUGUUGCACUCCAGCAGUAUUCUCCCAGCCCCUUCGAUGGUACCGAAAAGAUCAUUACCAUUCCGCUGAGCGCCUUUAGUGGCGUUUCUUUGACGCGCCUGCACGCACUCGUCCUGACGGGAUUCGGCCCGAAUCCCAUCACAAUCCUGGUUGAUGAGAUUGAGUUCUUCAAGUCCGCGCAUUGCUCUAAUCCGACCCCAAGCGCGUCGCCGUAUGCAACUCCCACCGCUUCUUCGGCAACACCGACGGCUUCUCCGCCUGCCUGCUCGCCAGUGGUGGUUGACGACUUUAGCGACAAUCGCGCUUGGACAAACUCGCUCGGCUAUCUCACGAACGACGAUGCCUCCAUGGACUUGUUCAAGCAGUCGGCGGGCACGUUGCAGCUUGUGGGAAGUGUCGACGGCGACUCGUACUGGUACUCGCUGCUUGGCGGCAACCAGCCCAAAACAUGUUUCGACGCGUCCCGUUUUAGUGCUCUCCAGCUGGACGUCAAAGCACCUGCAGGUACAAACCUGGUCCUUGUUCUCCAAAUGCGCAAUGCAAAGUGCACCACCUGGUCCACGCAAGUCAGUGUGCCGUUGCAGGCGUACACGACCUUCAACGAUGCGUUCCAGACGGUCGUGGUGCCCUUCUCGUCGCUUCCCGCAGGUUUCAACGCCAGUCGCCUGCAUGCCGUUGUCCUGGAGGUCCAUUCUCCAGUCAAGGGCAUGAUUACGCUGGAUAAUGUUCGCUUCGUUUGCGCUUAA